AUGAAAAUAAAAGUGUUUCCUCUGACAUUCAUCCCUUGGAUCCUAAAGUUGAAGUUCCUAAAAAUCAGAUAGAAUUCAAACAAAGAAUUUUAAAAGGCCCAUUUCAACCUAUACUAGACAUUUACCCAAGAACCUUGUUUAGUGGAACACUACGUAGUUUCCAAAAGUCAUGGUAUCAGCAAUUUACUUGGUUAGAGUAUAGUCCAGAAGAAGAUUUGGCAUUUUGUUUCCCUUGUAGGAUGUUUAUUGGAUCCAUAGUACUUAAUGUUGGCCAAUCUGAAUUAGUAUACUCAAAACUUGGAUAUAAGAAUUGGAAAGCCGCUACCUCAAAAUUCAGUUUACAUGAAAAAACCAAAAAUCAUUUAAAUAGUUCCACAUCGUUGAUGAAUUUUUUAAAUUCCAAACCUAUUGAUGUUAGUUUAGAUAACCAAAUAAAAAGUAUUCACAGCCAGAAGGAGUUAACACGACAAAAAAAUACAGAGAUUAUGAAACGAUUAAUCGAUAUUACUCUAUGUCUAGGUUUUGGUGGUAAACCAUUCCGUGGACAUACAGAAAAUAAAAAUGAUAUUCAUAAAGGUUUGUUUUUAGACAUAGUAGGUCUUCUACGUAAAUAUGAUCCUAUUUUCAAUGAACAUUUUAUAUCAGGACCAAAAAACGCUAUGUAUACGAGUAAUCAUAUUCAAAACGACCUAAUUUCAUCCAUUAACCUGGUUAUUAAAAGACAGUUAAAAGAUAUGAUACUGAAUGAAAAAGUUUCGUUGAUAGCAGACGAGACUAGUGAUAUUGGUCACCACGAACAAUUAUCGAUUGUAUUGCGUUACUUCAACAAACAAACAAAAUGUCCAGUAGAACAAUUUGUUUGUAUGAAGCGAAUAAAAGCAGUAGAUGCUCAGACUAUUUUUAGCUCAUUAAGUGAUAUUAUUCAUGAAUAUAAUAUCAAAUGGGAAAAUAUAGUUUCUGUCUGUUUUGAUGGAGCGGCAUCUAUGGCCGGGUGUACUACAGGAGUUCAAGCAAAAUUCAAAGAAAAAAACAUAAAUACAUUUUUUGUUCAUUGUUAUGGACAUUGUUUGAAUCUUGUUCUUGUUGAUUCUGUAGGCAGCUGCGUUAGACAUGCAGUCUUAGAGAAAAUUGCUAAUACAAUCAACUUAAAAUUAAAAACAUUGAAAUCUGUUUCUACUACCCGAUGGGCUUGCCGUUACGAAGCCGUUAGUGCAGUGAAAGAAAAUUACCCAGCUUUACUUAUCGCCAUUAAAGACAUUUCUGAAUCUACUAGACAAGCAGAUGUUCGUGCUAAAGGCUUAGGUAUAAUUCACCAAAUGCAAACAUUUGAAUUUGUAUUUGCAUUAGAAAUGCUAGACCCUAUACUAUGUUCUAUAUUAAAA
Myzus persicae (green peach aphid) is the source of this 1382-nucleotide messenger RNA. Its product is annotated as zinc finger MYM-type protein 1-like. The annotation marks the transcript as partial. The transcript is spliced from 2 exons. The record is from RefSeq and is a predicted model, not a curated record. NCBI's taxonomy places the organism in Eukaryota, Metazoa, Arthropoda, Insecta, Hemiptera, Aphididae.